AUGUCUGGUAUCAAAGGAAGAGUAUAUGCAAUUACUGGUGCAGCGUCGGGCAUUGGACGUGCUUCUGCAGUCCGCCUAGCGGAACUUGGGGCUGGAGGACUGGCCAUUUGCGAUGUCAACGUCGAUGGUCUCAACAAAACAAAGGAAUUAUGCUCACAGGCAGGUACCAAAGUCAUAGCUUCAACAGUUGACGUCCGGAGCCAGCAACAGGUCCAGAAUUGGAUUGACAGCACCGUUGCUGAGUUCGGACGUCUCGAUGGAGCCGCCAACAUUGCUGGUAUCGCAGGGGGAGAAGGCAGUACAACUUGCGCGACAAUUGAAGAGUCUGACUGGGAUCGAAUGAUGGAUGUUAAUCUCAAAGGCGUCAUGUGGUGCAUGAGAGCCCAGAUUCCGCAUCUCCCUCGUCCAGGAGGAGCCAUCGUCAACAUCUCCAGCACCUCCGGUCUUAGAGGCUUCCCUCACAAUGCAGCUUAUUCAUCGAGCAAGUUUGGAGUCAUCGGCCUUACAUCGUCUGUUGCUGGCGAGUUUGGCACUGAGGGUAUUCGCAUCAACUCUCUUCUCCCUGGACCGAUCCGAACUGAGAUGUUUGAGGCGGGUGAAGCGAAGGGGUUGUUUGACUCGGAGAAGAUCAGCAAGUUGACAUGCCUUGGUCGUAUGGGCAAACCUGACGAGGUGGCUAAGGUUCUGUGUUUUUUGUUGAGCGAUGAUGCGUCAUAUGUCACUGGUGCACAAUGGACUGUGGAUGGAGGGUAUGCUGCCUGCUGA
Fusarium tjaetaba is the source of this 765-nucleotide messenger RNA. RefSeq names its product short chain dehydrogenase reductase family oxidoreductase. The transcript is spliced from 5 exons. Lineage: Eukaryota; Fungi; Ascomycota; Sordariomycetes; Hypocreales; Nectriaceae. The coding region runs from base 1 to 765 and encodes 254 amino acids. Gene Ontology annotation, molecular function: oxidoreductase activity. The record is from RefSeq and is a predicted model, not a curated record.